Molecule: messenger RNA, 2367 nt
Organism: Chenopodium quinoa (quinoa)
Lineage: Eukaryota; Viridiplantae; Streptophyta; Magnoliopsida; Caryophyllales; Amaranthaceae
Exons: 3
Coding region: 1-2367 (788 amino acids)
Source: RefSeq, a predicted model, not a curated record
AUGGGAGAGAAUCCUCCUCAACCAUUGUUAAGAGACUAUGACCACCCCAACGCAUUCCAACUUCGGAGUGGCAUACGUCUUCCCACCACAAAUGCAAACAACUUUGAGCUUUCACCACAACUCAUCCGUAUGAUUCAAAGCGAUCAAUUCGGAGGUAGUCCUCAUGAGUGUCCUUUUGCUCAUUUGGACAACUUUCUUGAGUUGUGUACAACCAUCAAGCAAAACAACAUUUCGGAAGAGUUUAUCCCUUGGGAGCGUUUCAAAGAUUACACAAGGAAAUGCCCCCACCAUGGUUUUACAUCAUGGAUCAUUGUACAAAGAUUCUAUGACGGUCUUACUCCUAUUUCAAGGGCCAACCUUGAUUCCGGGGCCGGUGGUAGCCUCAAAAAGCUAUCGGUGGAUGAUGCAUAUAAGAUGAUUGAAGAAGUGGCCAAGCAUUAUGCAUAUGGAGGUGAUCGAAGGCAACCUCAAACAAAGAAGGGCGGAAUUCAUGAUCUUAGUGCAAUAGAUCUUAUUGCAUCAAAGUUUGAUAUGCUAGCUCACAAGUUAGAUCAAGCCACCCUCACACCCUCAAGCUCUUCCUCACAAGUCAUGUCUUGUGAGACUUGUGAUGAUCACUUGUCCUCUUAUUGCAACUCAACGAAUCAAGAGAAAGCGGCGGCAAUUGGGCAAAGGAAUGAACAAUACUCCCAAUCCCACAAUCAAAGUUGGAAGCCCCAACAAAACACGGGAUGGAAGCAAUACAACCAAGGCCCCCCACAAAAUAACUACAACCAAAAUCAAACCCAACCUCAAAACCACUACAACCAACCUCAUUCUCAAAACCAACAAGCUCCAUACCGCCAUCCCAACCAAAGGGAUCAAAACCACCAAAGAUCACAAUAUAACCAACCCGCUCCUCCUCCUCCACCUCCUCAAAAGACUAGCCUUGAGUCCGUUCUUGAAACUUUCAUGACUCAACAAAUAAGGAACAAUGCGGAUAUGAAUGCAAACAUCCAACAACUCCAAGCACAUAAAAAGAUAAUGGAGAGCCAAUUGGCUCAAAUUGCACAACAAGUUGGAAGUUCAUCCUCCAAUCCUAGUGGUCACUUUCCAAGCUCAACGGUAGUGAACCCAAAGGAGCAAGCUAAGGCUAUCACUUUGAGAUCGGGAAGGGGUUAUGAGGGCCCGGUUAUGAGUGAAGAGGAGCCACAAAAGAGAGAUGAGGGAGUUGUGGUGAGAAGUGAGGAUGAUUUUGAAAAUGAAGUAGUUGAAGUUGAGAGAAAAGAGCAAAAGAGUGAUGAGGGAGCCACAAAGAAAGAUGAGGGAGAUGAAGAAAGAAUAGAAAAGCCCCCUAUGAGAGUAUAUAAGCCCCCCAUUCCGUUUCCUCAUAGAAUUGUAGAGAAGAAGUUGAAUGAGAAGUUUUCAAAAUUUCUUGAAGUCAUGAGAGGACUUCAAGUGAACAUCCCCUUUCUUCAUGCUAUGUCACAAAUGCCUACCUGUGCAAAAUUUUUGAAGGAUCUUCUAUCCAACAAGAGUAGGCUUGAAGAGAGUGCAACCAUCUCCCUUCCUAAGGAGGUGAGUGCAAUCAUUCAAAACAAGCUUCCCCAAAAGCUUGGUGACCCCGGUAGCUAUGCAAUACCGGUGAAGAUUGGAGAUUUGGAAGCUAUGGAUGCUUUAUGUGAUCUUGGGGCAAGUGUGAGCUUGAUGCCCUAUUCUAUUGCAAAGACCUUGAAAGUUGGAGACUUGAAACCAACAAGAAUGUCCUUACAACUAGCCGACCGCACGGUUAGGCUACCUUUGGGGAUUCUUGAAGAUGUGCCAGUUCAAGUUGGAAGAGUAUUUGUGCCAUGUGAUUUUGUAGUAAUGGAGAUGGAAGAAGAUUCAAGUGUACCCCUCAUUUUGGGGAGACCAUUUUUGAACACCGCGGGAGUGGUGAUUGAUAUGAAGGAAGGAAGAUUGACUUUGAAUGUGGGAGAUGAGAAAAUUUCAUUUUCAUUCUCACAAACUUUGAAAAAGCCAUUGAUUGAUGAAGUUCAUAGAAUUGACACAUUGGAGAGGGACUUAGAAGAGUUCCGAGAAAGAUUGUAUGAAAGAGAUCCUUUACAAGCUACCUUAACGGGAAGCUUAGUUGAGGAGGGUGAAGAAGCAAAGGGGUAUGAUCUCUUGCUCAACCAACCUUUGGCCCACGAGGUGAUAAAAUUUGAAGUGCUUAACGUGGAGGCAAAAGAGGAGAGGACUACGCCUCCUCCUAAGUCGAACGGAGACAUGCAUUUUCAUCAGUCUCCUUCAACUCCGGAUUCUCCUACACCAGCAAAAUCAGAAGCACAUCCUCCUUCAACUCCGGAUUCUCCUACACCAGCAAAUCAGAAGCACGGCCUCUAUUAG